Molecule: messenger RNA, 4966 nt
Organism: Xenopus tropicalis (tropical clawed frog)
Lineage: Eukaryota; Metazoa; Chordata; Amphibia; Anura; Pipidae
Gene: sema3c
Product: semaphorin 3C
Exons: 18
Coding region: 475-2721 (748 amino acids)
Biological process (GO): system development
Cellular component (GO): extracellular region
Molecular function (GO): semaphorin receptor binding
Source: RefSeq, a predicted model, not a curated record
UGCCGGGGCACUGCUAGCCUGCUGGGUGUGGCUGAUACAUUAUGUAGGAGCUUGAGGCUUGUGUGCUGAGAGCUAUGCUUGGCUCGGCUCUCAGUCUGUGAGUGUGUGAGGCUUUGGGUUUGAGGCGGAGCGGCAGGGCCAGAGCAGCGUGUGUAACUGGAAACCAAGGUCUCCACUGUUCUCCCCUGUCAGACACUCGGCUACUUUCCAUUCACUCAGAAGCUGAGGAGUCGGCGGGUUCGGAAAACGGAGAAGAGCUGACAGACGCAAUAGGAGUUUGGAAAAAAGGAUUAUUUCCCCAAAGUCCCCUAACAGGCACAUGGGCUAAUAGGAAAGGAGUUUGGGAUUACAAAGCUCUGCUGGAAGUACCAUAAUCUUGGACGUGAGGCGGCAGGUUUAAUGGCUGAGCUCUCGUGAUUCCUUCCUUCCAAACUUGGGUUGCCUCAUCUGGACAAAUAAAAACAUUUAGCCAAAAUGGCAGCCACAACCAUCCAAGUGCUGAUCGGCCUGGUGUUUUGUUCAGCCUGUGUUACAGGAACGCUGCAAGCAAGAAUUUUUCUGACGCUCCAUGAACUUCAAGAAACCAAAACAUCUGAAUUCUACAGUAUAUCCCAGAGUCCACUGGAUUACAGGAUUUUAUUAAUGGAUGAAGAUCAGGACAGGAUCUAUGUUGGCAGCAAGGAUCAUAUUUUGUCUUUAAAUAUUAACAAUAUAAGCCACGAUCCUCUAAGUGUUUUCUGGCCUGCUUCUACUAGCAAAGUUGAAGAGUGCAAGAUGGCUGGCAAAGAUCCCACACAUGGCUGUGGAAACUUUGUGCGGGUAAUUCAGAAUUUCAACCGAACACACUUGUAUGUAUGUGGCAGUGGUGCAUUCAGCCCUGUUUGCACAUAUAUCAACAGAGGCCGUAGGUCUGAGGAUCAUAUUUUUGCAAUUGAUUACAAGAAUGAAUCAGGCAAAGGACGCUGCUCUUUUAACCCCAAAGUGAACACGGUUUCAGUUAUGAUUAAUGAAGAGCUGUUUUCUGGGAUGUAUAUAGACUUCAUGGGCACUGACUCAGCCAUAUUUCGAAGUCUCACAAAACGUAAUGCAGUCAGAACAGAUCAGCACAACUCAAAAUGGCUGAGUGAGCCGAUAUUUGUGGAUGCGCAGCUACUUCCAGAUGGAACAGAUCCUAAUGAUGCAAAGGUUUAUUUCUUCUUGAAAGAGCGGCUGACUGAUAACAGUGGAAGCACAAAGCAAAUUCAUUCCAUGAUAGCAAGAGUCUGCCCUAAUGAUAUUGGUGGACAAAGAAGUCUUGUUAACAAGUGGACUACAUUUUUGAAGGCUAGACUGGUAUGCUCAGUGAUGGAUGAUGAUGGAACAGAAACCUAUUUUGAUGAAUUAGAGGAUGUUUUUCUAAUGGAAACAGACAAUCCUAGGACUACACUUGUGUAUGGAAUUUUUACAACAUCAAGUUCCGUAUUUAAAGGAUCUGCAGUUUGUGUUUACCAUAUGUCAGACAUCCAAACUGUAUUUAAUGGACCAUUUGCACACAAAGAGGGUCCAAAUCACCAACUGAUACCAUACCAGGGUAGAAUUCCAUACCCUAGGCCUGGUACGUGUCCCGGAGGUGCAUUCACCCCAAAUAUGAAAUCAACCAAAGAGUUUCCAGAUGAUGUUGUAACCUUUAUCAGGAAUCACCCUCUUAUGUUUAACUCUAUCUAUCCAACACUUAAGAGGCCGCUUCUUAUAAGGACAGGAACUGACUACAAGUUCACAAAAAUAGUUGUAGACAGAGUAAAUGCAGCAGAUGGGAAGUACCAUGUCUUAUUCCUUGGAACAGACAAAGGGACUGUUCAGAAAGUUGUUGUUGUUCCUGCUAAUGGUUCAGCAAGUGGGGAACUCAUCUUGGAAGAAAUGGAAGUAUUUAAGAGUCAUGCUCCUAUAACCUCCAUGAAGAUUUCUUCAAAAAAGCAACAACUGUAUGUUAGCUCAGAAGAAGGCAUUACCCAGUUGUCUUUACAUCGCUGCCACAUUUAUGGUACUGCCUGUGCUGACUGUUGCCUUGCAAGGGACCCAUAUUGUGCUUGGGAUGGAAAAUUUUGUUCCAGAUUUUAUCCAUCUGGAAAAAGGAGAAGUAGAAGACAAGAUGUGAAGCAUGGAAAUCCAGUUACCCAGUGUCGUGGAUUUAAUUUAAAAGGAUAUAGGAACACUGCAGAAAUUGUUCAGUAUGGGGUUAGAAACAACACAACUUUCCUAGAGUGCAUUGCUAAGUCUCCACAGGCUUCUGUCAAGUGGCUGCUGCAAAAAGAUAAUGAUCGGAGGAAAGAGGUGAAAUUAAAUGAAAGGAUCAUUGCUACUGGUCAAGGACUCCUUAUUCGCUCUGUCCAGGAAGUGGAUCAAGGUCUUUAUCAUUGUAUUGCCACAGAAAACACCUUCAAGCAGACAAUAGCAAAGGUUAAUUUAAAAGUUCUAGAGCCAGAGUUAGUCACAUUCAUGACGGAUAAAUCUCAGUGGCUUUGGGCCAGUACUUUGAGUGGAAUGCAGUUCCAUCCAAAGGAUCUCACAGGUGCAUUCAGUCACUCGGAAAUGCAAAUAAUUAACCAGUACUGCAAAGAGAGUCGGCAGAAAACUCGACAAGAAGCAGAAAAUCAGAAAAUGAGAGGGGACUAUAGCAAGUUAAAGGUUCUUUUAAACACCAGAAAAAGUAGAAAUCGAAGAAACCAUUUUCCUGGAUCGUAGGCCUGCAAGUUUCCUUGCUUAUGGCAACACCAUACUUUUGUUCUUUACAACUAUUGUAAGUGAAAAUACUUAAAUAAUCUUAUAAACUAUGGGAUAUUUAUAUGCGCAACAUCUAUUGAAUAAACAUCUCAGAAUGUCUUUUUAACACCUACAGUAAUUUGCAUGGCCUUAAAGCACCCAGCACAAUAACGACUCCUUAACCUUAUUUAUUAGAUUGCAUUUCAGGUAGAAAAUAAAGUGAAUUUUCAGUAUUUUUGUCUGAAUACACACUCAUGUUCCUUUUUUGUUUACCGAUCUAACUGUAAAAUAGAGGGUUCAAUAUUUUCUUGAGUAUGUGGUUGUUUAGAAACCUGUCUUUUGGUAAAAGAACAAAAUAAGAACAUGACGGAUCAAAAUGUUCUAUUAUAAAUUAUAUUACCAUUAUUCUAGUGACUUUUUUCUAGGCUGAUACAUUGUUAAUGGACUGGAAUGAGUAGCAAUGUUGAAAUCUGAAGGCAAGCACAAUUGGUUGAAAAUAAGUCUAGUAAACUUGGAUGGCUGGAUCGUAGCUGGAAAUCUUGGCAUGGUUGAAAUGAAUUGUGAGGAUCUAAAAAGUGUUUGUUUUUUUAUGUUUGUUUUUUCACAGUCUUAAAAUUCUUUAAUCUGUAGAAUAUACCAAAGUACAGGUAUAUUAUUUAUGGCUUAGUUUUACAAAGUGUAAAUGUGUUCUUUGAUCUCAAACUCUUAUCAAAGCACCAUUAUUUCACUCAAUGCAUCUUACCUGAACUUUUUAUAUCUUAGCAUUAUACCUGUCUGUGUAGCAAUGACGGUAUUUCAGAGGGAGCAAUGCAAAAAAAAAAGUGUAGUGCAGAGCUUGCAGCUAAUAAGGCAAAUAAUCAGGAAGCCAAUCUGUGUGGCACAAGUAACUGCUUCUCUGUUUGAGGUAUCAUUUUUAUACUCUAUUUUUAUUUUUAAGAACCACUUAUCAAUAUUUUUUUUUUAAAAGAAUACUAAAUGCAAUUUUUGUUUUUUUUUUUAUUUCAUAAUAUAUAAAGGCUUAAGCCAUACUUUGUAAUAGUAUGGAUGGGGUAGCCUCUAUUCAAGAUUUGUGCACAUACUAUCCAAUACAUUUGUGCCAGAUGCUUCAGUAAAACAUUAUCCAUUUGUUCAUAUAUAUUUAGAUUCCAUAACAAUUUUAAAGGGGUUGUUCACCUUUAAGUUAACUUUAGUAUAAUGUAGAGAGUAAUAUUCUGAGACAAUUUGCAAUUGGUUGUCAUUUUUUAGUUAUUUCUUUUUCAGUUCAGGUGCUCUCCAGUUUGCAGUUUAGCAGUUAUUGGUUGCUAGGGUCCAAGUUACUUUAGCAACUAGUGGUUGAAUGAGAGACUGUUAUGAAUAGGAGAGGGCCUAAAUAGAGAAGAAAGUUACAAAAAGUAACAAUAAUAGUAAAAUUGUAGCCUCACAGAGCAAUAGUUUUUUUGGCUCCCUGGGUCAGUGACCCCCAUUUAAAAAACGGCAAAGAGUUAAAAAGAAGAAGGAAAAUAAUUAAAAAACUAUAACAAAUAAAAAAUGGAGACCAAUUGACCAAUAGGUCAUUCUAUAACAUAAGGUGAGCCAUCCCUUUAUUACUGCCUUUCUUUUCUUAUAUCCAUCUUCGCUACUUAAUAAUAUUUCUGUAGAUGGGCAAAUUAACAACAUAUGGUUUUUACAGAAGUUCACAGAACCCAGGUUUCCUUCAUGCACAAAUAAAAUAGAUUACUUUUAAUAACAAUGUCCCUUAAAAAUGUGUCUAUAUUCUAAUGCCUGUUAAAAUGUUUUUUUUUAUAAUACAUUAACUGGUAGCUAACUCAGCCCAAGGGACUUUGCCAAUUCUUCAAAGAUUUUACCAAAUGUUAACAUUGUUCAUACACUAAUCAAAUAGAGUACCGACACAGAGACACGGUGCAUGAAUAAUUUCUCCCUAGCUCUCUAUGCAAGCUGUUUCCUCUAGGUCACAAUCUGUAUAAAUGAACUAUAGCAGCUCUAUAUACAGCAGAAUAUAAACACAGACUAUUUCUGUACUCACUGUACUUGGCAAAAUAAUUACUGUAGAUUUGUUGAUUAGACUUAUAUUUUGCCGACAUUAAGCACACAUCUUUUUGUUUACACUAAAAGCAUUUAGUAGCAAUAUUUCCUCAAGCCUCUUCUGUACUUCAUACCUAAUGCACUAUGAUGGCAUUUGUACACAUUGCAGAAGCAUAAUGGUUAUAGUAGUGUGUGUUCAAUAUGU